AUGGCGGAGCUGUUGUCUACCGUCAGCAGUACUCGAGAUAGUCUCAUAUCCCUGGGGGUCUUCAACAGCGAUAACACGACUAACUUCCGUAUCCCCCGACACGCUGAACUCCACAGGUAUGCUGUUUCGGCUACGUUUGAGGAUCGUUUCCCGAGGCCGCUGGCUUUCGCCAUCCUACACCAACGCGGGGUCGUAGAAACGUAUGUUCUUCCCUACGGUCAGCGCACUAUGGAUUUUCUAACUAACAUCAUAUCGUCCCGCCGCGGUAAUCUACAGACGCCAGCGUUCGCCUUCAAUUUACAGGAAGCUCUGCGGUACUUCGCCAUAGAUCGACCGAGUGAGAUGCUCUACGUCGACGCGGGCGACUUGGCUGUAUUAGCGUGGAUCCUGGACUCUGCCGCUGGUAGUGCAUGCUAUGAUAUCGACUAUCUCAAGUCGAUCUAUGGGAACGACAUGAGCCAUAAACGACCCAGAGAGGCGACGUCACUGCAGGAGUCUCAUCCUUGGAGAAUGCUGGUCGACCAUGACUUGCCCGAGUCUAGUGAUCUCGCAGUUGCCUUGUCCAGCAGGGUGGAGAGCCACGGUCAGACGGCUGUAGCGUUGUUCCAAGAGCUGCCGGUGGCUCGGCUGUUGACUCUGAUGUCAGUCACUGGAGCUCCGUUCGACCAUUCGAUCAUGCAACGGUGGCGCUCUGACCUGGAAGUGACCGUGGCAAAGCUGGAGCGGGAGGCCCAAGCUCUGGUGAAGAAGGAGGUCCUCAUGACAUCGCCUGCCCAGGUAGCUGCCUUGCUGUACGAUGACCUAGGGCUACAGCCUCCAGCUGGUCGUAGAAGCCGUAGUACGGGGGACGAGGUGUUGAGCAUGAUGGUCGACCAGCACCCAGUAGUGUCGAUCAUACGCAAGCACAGACAGGUCGCUAAGCUCAUCACGACUUAUGUGGACACUAUAAGGUCGCUGCCCGAGAGCUCACCCAAGCCUGGACUGCUGGAAUACUUCCGACCACAGAAUGGAGUGUCCGAAAGCUGCAAUUUUCUGGGCAAAAACCGCCUAUACACUGUUUGGAAUCAGACCAUGACGGUCACUGGUCGUCUAUCCAGCAGCAAUCCGAAUCUUCAAAACAUACCACGCUCGCACGAAUUCGAGGACCUCGGUGUCAUCAGUCUGCGGAAGGCUUUCAUCUCUCCCAUCUUGGACUCCCAUUGUCUGGUCAGUGUUGACUACCGCCAGGUCGAGAUUAGGGUCUUGGCUCACUUCGUGGGCCCAGGGGCGCUGCGACGGAGUUUUUCGGUGGAUGGUGCUGACAUUUACACCAAUAUGGCUGCUAUGAUACUGCGGAAAGCAGCUAAUGACGUGACCAAGGAAGAGCGGAACAAGGCCAAGGUCUGCUGCUUGGCGUUGGUCUAUGGCUCGGGUAUCCACUUGCUGGCUAGACAGAUGGGAGUCACCACGACUGUGGCUCAAGGGUUCAAGCGACAGUUUAACUACGCCUUCCCCGAAUUGGAGAGAUGGAUGGUGAGAGUUUGGCAUGCAGCGAAAGGGAAGAAGUACGUCGAGACCAUAUGCAAGCGACGGAGGAAAAUCGAACUGGACGGAGGAGAGCUCACUAGUGAGGCUAAGCGGUUCUGCAUCAAUAGUAUCAUUCAAGGCAGCGCCGCGGACAUCAUGAAGUCGGCCAUGGUGCAGAUAGCGCACGCCCUGGACGAGGCUCAGUGGAAACGUGGUCGUCCACAACUGCUUCUGUCGAUUCAUGAUGAGUUCGUCCUGAGUUGUCACCAGGAGGAUGUGGAGAGGUUGGGCCGAUUGCUGCUGCGGGAGAUGCGGAAUCCUGCACUCCCGGGUCACGAUGAGGACGACCCCUUCAGUGUUCCACUGGAGGUGAGCAUGAAGUAUGGUCACAACUGGGCCGAUAUGAGGGAACUCAUUAUUGCUUAGAACGUUACAUUAUUACAAUUCUAACAUUACUGCACGAUGUUUUCAACCAUA
Messenger RNA from Perkinsus marinus ATCC 50983, 1983 nucleotides. Its product is annotated as DNA polymerase I, putative. The coding region runs from base 1 to 1932 and encodes 643 amino acids. The transcript is spliced from 9 exons. Gene Ontology annotation, biological process: double-strand break repair; DNA-templated DNA replication. Gene Ontology annotation, molecular function: DNA binding; DNA-directed DNA polymerase activity. The record is from RefSeq and is a predicted model, not a curated record. Lineage: Eukaryota; Perkinsozoa; Perkinsida; Perkinsidae.